Synchiropus splendidus (mandarinfish) is the source of this 2813-nucleotide messenger RNA. RefSeq names its product zinc finger homeobox protein 2-like. The transcript is spliced from 9 exons. The record is from RefSeq and is a predicted model, not a curated record. Lineage: Eukaryota; Metazoa; Chordata; Actinopteri; Syngnathiformes; Callionymidae. The coding region runs from base 138 to 2066 and encodes 642 amino acids. Gene Ontology annotation, biological process: regulation of transcription by RNA polymerase II. Gene Ontology annotation, molecular function: DNA-binding transcription factor activity, RNA polymerase II-specific; RNA polymerase II cis-regulatory region sequence-specific DNA binding.
UGGCUGUCACUCUGCAGCAGAAUCUCUCGGAGGAAUCGACUUUUUUCCACCUUUUAAUUCCAGCAGCUGCGAACAACGCAGUAAUCAGCGACUAAAUCACCCUAUUAGGGCGCUUUUGCUGGCGGUAGCAACGAACCAUGAGCGAACAGUUGCCGGACACUUCGGCCCACCAAAACUCCUCGAACAAGUUGGAGCGUGACCCAAACAAAAGACAAGAAGAAGAACGGUCUGCUGUUGAGGAUGAAAAUGCUGGAGACUGCUCAGGAUGGUGUGAGGCCCCACUGUCCUCCUCGCCUUUGCUGUUGGCCCGGUCAGAAAAGGAAGAGAGGAUGGGUGAUGCAGCGGAUGACCAGCUGGAGCGACCUCAGGAGUUGAGCAGGACUGAGAACAAUGUCAGACCCACAGAGGAGAACCAAGUGAAAAGUUUGGAACAGAAAGAGAAGCCUAAAAGAAGUGGGAAGAGGAUGAGGAAAGAGAAGCACACAGAAGUCCGCAAUGACAAGUGUCAGCACCUGUGCUUGGAGAGCACGUGUCUCUCCAAGUCUGCCCUGGUGAACAGACCCGACAUGAACCCAAGUGAGGACCAUAUCUGUUCCACCUGCCAGCAACCUGCCCAUCUAUCAUCUUUGGCCCCCACUCAGGCACCAGCAUCGCACAGUCAUGUGACCAAAAGGAAAGUACCCAUUUUAGCUUGUAGCGGGUCUCAGCACUGCCCCCAACCAAAGGCGAAGAGAAGCAGGACCUUCACUAAAAGCUGCACCAACUGCACCGGCGAUCAAGGCGCCGGUAUUAAUGGGGCUCAGCAACUGGAGUUUGACACGAUUGACUUCGGGGAACUGGCGCCGCCGCCAAAGCGGUGUCGCACUCUUUACAACCCUGAUCAGCUGGAGUUGCUGGAGGCCAUGUUCGAGGUGGAGCGGUACCCUGACACAGAGAGGAGGAAAGCCAUGGCUCAGUUAGUCGGCGUCACUCCUCAACGCGUCUUGGUUUGGUUUCAGAACCGCAGAGCCAAGUAUAAGAAGAUCAAUUCUUUAAAUGGAGGUGAUGGUCGGCGCAGACGGUCUCAGCCAGCAGCGAGUCUGAGAUCAGAAAUUCCAUCUCAAAGGCCAAACUCUAGCUUCUCUGGUCCCUACGCUCUGAUUCUGCCCCAGUCCUCCCCUGAAGUAGCUUCUGUUCCAGCCCAGUCUGCUGAGCUGUUCUUCUCUGACCCCAACAUGCAAGCAGACCUCAACAAUCCAGCACCCUCUACGUCCACACCCACUUUUAGCCCUAAGAUUUUGCCCAAGUUCAACCACUGCAACUGGAUUAGCCCUCCGCCACUCAGAAGAGCCAAUGCUCUGCAACUUCUCACAUCCUCUUACAAUCCUCCGCCUCCGUUCAACACAGCAGAAUUCACCCCUCCUUUUGUGGGGGACCCUACUGAUGGCAUGUUCACCAAAGAUAACCACGACGAGCUCACCAUGCAGGCAUACUCCAGUUUUCCAUUUAACUUCAUGGAGAAUUUCAUCUCCGUGGUGCCCAGCCAGCAAAACAACAAUCUCUUCUACCCACCGCCCAUGUUCUUCCCCAACGGGCCGAUUUACGAAAACCCUCCAGCAUCUCAGUACCAGUGCCUCAAUCCAGCGUCAGCCAGCCCCCGCACUUACAUGACAUACUGCAGCGAGGGGUCCACUAUUGAAAGCGCCCAGAACCAGAGAGUGGUCCCCAUGUCUCUGCAGCCAACCGGAGAGCAAGGUAACCCCGCAACAGAGACCUUUUCAAGUGUGGUGAGUCAACCCCACAUGCAGCAGUCUUCACAGUACCAACCAAAUUUCGCUGCCAACUUUGGAGCGGCUCCGGAUCUCCAGCUGACCUUGGGCAGUGUAGCUGUUGCUCCUUCACAAAUGCAGACAGACUUGCCCCCUGACUGCCCCACCAGCCCGAAGCCACUGCACACGCCUCCCCUCCUCCCCGAGCUGCCUCUCACUCCAGCCGAUUCUGUCAGCCUGUCUGGGUCUCCGUCGUCUUUCAUCAACAUGGAGUACGUCAGCCACUUCCAGAGCGAGUUGUCCAACAUACAUUUUUGAAUGUAUGUCUGUCCUGAGUCUCACAGACAGAAGUGUUGGUUCGUGUUCACGCAUGUUCAGUUUGCUUUUGCACAAAUGUUUGUGUUGAACUGUUUUUUUUCAUUUGUUUCUGAUGACUUAAACAGGAUGUUAUGUCUUGUGCUUUUAUUUAGCACUACUCCAACAGUCCUAAACGCUCCCUACAGUUGGCAGGUUUCUCCCAACUGUAACACCGUAAUGGUCAUGGACAUUUUUAGAAGCAAGAGAAGUGAUCAUGAUCGAUGAGUCUUGAGUUGAAGACAUGACUCCAGUGUUGGUGCGUGUCGUUUGAGUUUUGCUGUGCUAGAGCUUUCCCUCCAUCCCAAACGUUUUCGUGGUAACAAUUAAAUGUUUGUGGAAGUGUUGAAAGGGUUGGCUUUUCUCUGACACCGGCCACUAGAGGGAGCUGCUGCAUCAGUGUAGUGAACUGACCACCACUGGGUAUUUAAACUUCAUUCUGGGAGUGAUGAAGGCGGAGGAGACAGCAAAAGUCUUUUUUACAAAACUGAAGUACGGUUGAGAAAAGCAAUCCAGGAGUAGAUCAUGAAUGAGGCCACGCAUGCAGCAGAUGUGUAGCAAACUACUGCUUGUCUAAAUCUGACGCCAUGGUUCUUUCUUGGACGGAGAUGAUGGGCUAACUAGGUGUGAGCAGAAGAAUGAAUGAUGAAGGCUGAUAAAUUAGCAAAAGUGUAGAAAGUCACAGUUGGCUCACUGAUGAGCUGGAGCACA